CAAGCCGCGGCGCGUUUUGACCAUAACGAGGUGGUCAAGCGGCUGCUAGAUAGCGGCGCCAACGUUAACGCGGAAGGCGGGGUAUACGGUACCGCGCUCCAAGCCGCUGCGGCUACUGGUUACCAAGAGGUGGUCGAGCAGCUGUUAGACCGCGGCGCCAACGUUAACGAGCAAGGUGGGAAAUACGGUGCCGCACUCCAAGCGGCGGCGGUUUUUGGCCACGAAAAGGUGGUCGAGCAGCUGCUGACG
Molecule: messenger RNA, 249 nt
Organism: Eremomyces bilateralis CBS 781.70
Lineage: Eukaryota; Fungi; Ascomycota; Dothideomycetes; Eremomycetales; Eremomycetaceae
Product: ankyrin
Exons: 1
Molecular function (GO): protein binding
Source: RefSeq, a predicted model, not a curated record